AUGUACCGGGUUGGGAGGUGGCUCGAUCGGGGGCGAGCGUCCCUCAAUGGCUCGUCCCAGAGUUUGGAUUCUCUGGAAGAAUCUCAAAAUCUAGAGACAGCCCUUCGAGCUGUAGAGUUGGUCCUCAACGAUGACAUCCUAGGGGCGGAGAGGGGCCUUUCAGAGGGUAAUUCUUCAUUCCACAAGCUUGCUAGAGGCACUCUUGGGUUCAUGAAGGCCGCCUUGGGCUUUGAGCAGGAGGUCAUGAAGGAGGCUUCAGAGACGCUGUCUGAAGCCGAGUCAAGUGCGUCGUCCAGUUAUUACAAAGCCCAGCACGAUCCACGGCCCUUCACUUCGAACAUCUAUGAAAAAGGCUCCGAAUUUGCGUUGUGCCAGGCGGAAGCCCAGAUUAUGUCAGCUGUUGUCGGCGUCCUGAACGAGAGUCUGACAGAAUCCAUAAGGGGGUUCUACAAGCUCAGGAAGGCCUAUAUGACUCUUGACGGCCUGGUGCAAAUGGAAAUGGCAUUCAUGAAAAACCGAGGGGCCAGGACACAGUCGGCGUCGAGGGAACGAUCCACGGAAAGUCUGCUCUCGCUUGCGUCUGAGAAGUCAGCCCAAUCCGCCGCCGACCAGGCUGAAGCUGCGUCUGAGAGAAGGACGCGAGACUUGGUUCGGCCGACACAUCCAUCUGCAUUGCGAAAUGCAGCGGUUGUUGAUGGGGAUUCGAACAUUGAUCCAGACGAGGAGGAAUUCCACGAAACAGAAGUGAUUCAUGAGUAUAAUCCGGUGACGGAAGGCUACACUGGACGACUAGAAGUGACGGAGGAAUCGGAGGAUAUGACAGAGCUGGACCGCAAAAUCGAGAGAAUGAACCUUAGCCACCAUUCCAACGAAUUGCAAGCGGAAGGACUCAUGAAACCACCACCUCCAACGACUCUGGGUAUGCUUACGGAGGACGCUGACUCAGAAAUCUUCUCAAACUCCCUCGAUGCGUUCAUUCAUUCCGGCACAAACCUCAUGUCCGGAAUCUUAUCUCUUCUCAUCUCCAUUAUUCCUCCCGCAUUCGGCAAACUUUUGUAUAUAAUCGGAUUCCGCGGCGAUCGAAACCGAGGGAUACGAAUGCUGUGGCAAGCAAGCAAAUUCCCCAACAUUAAUGGUGGCAUGGCCAGUCUGGUUCUGUUUGGUUGGUAUAACGGACUGGUUGGCUUUUGCGACAUUAUCGCGGACUCAGACCCAUCCAAGCCAGAUGACGCCGAGGGCUAUCCUAGCGCACGACUCCAAGUCUUACUCAGUGAUAUGCGAAGAAGAUACCCGAAAAGUCGUCUCUGGCUAGUUGAAGAAUCAAGAAUGGCGUCGUCAAACCGACAGCUGGACAGGGCGUUGGCGAUCCUUUCAGAAACGGGAAAAAGCCAGCUCAAGCAGAUUGAAGCGCUCCACAUGUUCGAAAGGAGCUUGAGUGCCAUGCACGCGCACCGGUACAAGUUGUGCGCUGACUCGUUCCUUGCUUGCGUCGAUCUCAACGCGUGGUCACGUGGCUUGUACUUUUAUAUUGCGGGAGCCGCGCACCUUUGCCUCUACCGCCACGACAAAUCUCUCUCCCAGGCAGACACACAAAAGCAUGCGAAACUGGCCGAAGAGUACUUCAAAACUGCACCUACGAGGGUGGGGAAAAAAAAGAUGCUGGGCCGACAACUCCCCUUUGACGGUUUUGUAGUUCGAAAGAUUGCCAAGUGGGAAGAGCGCGCUGCGAGGUGGAAUUGCAGCUUCAUUGACGCUGUGGGAGUCAGCCCACUGGACGAGAUGAUAUUUUUAUGGAACGGGUACAAAAAGAUGAAUGAACAACAGCUGCAGGAGUCGUUGGACAAUCUCGCCUGGUCGGAGACGACCCCCCAUUGGGAUGAAGAAGACAUUGAUGAGCUAUCAAUCCUAGCAGUGCUGAGAGCGGUCAUUCUCCGUAAUCUUCGACAGCAUGACAAGUCCAAAGAGGAGUUGAAAACCAAUUUGCUCAACAAGAGUGCACAAGAUUUCAAAGGCCAGAACAGAGACGACUGGAUGGCACCGACAGCACAUUACGAGAUGGCCGUGAAUUUGUGGAUGCAGAGGACCGGCUAUGUUCGACUUUAUGGGAGUGAAUUUAUCAGAGAUCCGGAUGAAAAGGCACCCCUCCUUGAUCUUUCGCACGAUUCCAAGCUGGUCCACGAGUGUAAGACGCACCUCGAAACGGCCAAAAAUUGGGAGAAAUAUGAGCUUGACGCUCGGUUGGGACUGAAGAUCACCGCGGCGCUCAGUGCCGUGAAGCAAUGGGAACAGAACCAUUCCAAUGGUCCCAGAUGA
Rhinocladiella mackenziei CBS 650.93 is the source of this 2313-nucleotide messenger RNA. RefSeq lists its product as uncharacterized. Gene Ontology annotation, cellular component: cytosol; mitochondrial outer membrane; nucleus. Bases 1 to 2313 code for a protein of 770 amino acids. Lineage: Eukaryota; Fungi; Ascomycota; Eurotiomycetes; Chaetothyriales; Herpotrichiellaceae. The record is from RefSeq and is a predicted model, not a curated record. The transcript has a single exon.